GCCCACGACAGCAUCCACCUCCUCCGCCGGCACCGCCGCCCACCCGCCGACGAUUCGUCCCGGUGCCCUGCCCACGUACCCGAACCCGACUCCCUCCGCCGCCGUCUUACUCUUCCCCUUUCGUCCCCGGCGAGCGAACACCUUGCUUUUAGCCGCCGCCCCAGCUCCGCCAUGGACUCGCUCCUCGCCAGCUACGCCUCUUCCGACGACGAAGCAGACGAGGCCCCACCCGCCCCGGCCGUGGCCCGGGGCGGCGAGGCCGGCUCGAAGCCCCCCACCGCCUCCUCCGCUGGCGGCGGCGGAAUCUUCUCCUCGCUACCGCAGCCCAAGUCCGCGGCUCUCUUCUCCUCCCUCCCGGCGCCCAAAUCUGCCCCUGCUCCCGCUGCGGCCCGGGGCGAGGCGGCCGGCGCGAGGCCGCCCACCUCAUCCUCCGGCGGCGGCGGCGGAAUGUUCUCCUCGCUCCAGCAGCCCAAGCCCGCGGCUCUCUUCUCCUCCCUCCCGGCGCCCAAAUCCGCCCCCGCCCCGAUCUUCUCCUCAAUCCCGGCCCCGAAGUCCUCCUCGGAAAACCCUAAGCGCGUCGUCCAGUACCGCCCGCAGCCGAUCCGGCAGCCUACAGGCGACAGCUCCGACGACGAGGAGGACGACGCCAAGAAGGGCCGCCCCAGCGCCGCCGAGGCGCGCUUGCCGCCCGUGUCUGCUGGCUCGGGGCCCGUGUCCUCGUUCCUCCCGCCGCCUAAGCACUGUCUCGGGCUCGGCUCCGGCGCGGGCGCCGGCGCCAGGAGGUCGGCUAUCGACACGGCUGCGCCGGAGAGAUCGAAUCUCGGGGCCGCCGUUCCUUCAGGUUCCAUUGCGAACACCGAUGCGCCAGAAAGGCCUGAUACUGGCACUUCGGAUGACGACGAUUCAGAGGAUAGCGGCAGUGAGAAAGACCAGCCUGUGCCCGAGCAGCAGGAGGAGGGGCGAGAAGAACAGCAGGGUCUCGAUGCUGAAGCUGGAGACCAGCAACAGCAAGACUAUGAUGCUGGAGCUGGGAGCACUAGUGGAUAUGAAGCCUAUGCGUGGGAUCCAAACUACUAUGCUCAAUACGGUGCGAGUUAUGGCUGGGAUCCUAGUGCCAAUGCAAAUUAUAUCGCUGGAGAACAGUAUGCCGCAUAUGGAGGAGAGCAAAGUGGUGGGUAUGUUCAUUCACACGGAGGGGAGCAUGGUGGUGGAUAUGAGCAUGUUGCGGCAGCGCCAUAUGGAGUAGAUUAUACUGGAGGACAUGGCCAUGAAGUGGCAGCACCAGUGCAAGAACCAGUGUUGCCACCUGAGAUGGGUAGGAUUGGAGGGAAGAGAGGUAGGAACGAUAUGCCAGCUCAGAUUUUAGAGGUAGACCAGGCAGAGCUGAUGAAGAAUCGACCAAAGCAGGAUAAGUCCAAGCUCACUGGGUUGGCCUUUGGUCCUAGUUAUCAGGAUGUUGGAUACAUGGAGAAACUGAUGAUCUAUCAAGACAAACUAGCCUGCCCCAUCAGCAAAAGGAAAACCAUCCAAGUUGCAUAAAAGGAAGCACCAGAUUGGUUCUCUUUACUUUGACAUGAAAUCAAAGGAGAUGGAGCUUGCGGAGAGGCGCUCGAAGGGCAUUCUUACAAAAGCAGAGACUCAAGCAAAAUAUGGCUGGUGAGCAUGUAACAGUUUUAGUAUGUGUCGGAAUUGAAAUGUUUGUGAAUUCUUGUUGCAAAUUUUGUUGUAGCAAAAUAUGGCUGCUGAGCAUAUAAGAGUUAUGGACGAUAUAAACCCAAUGUAGAACAAAUAGUCGAUAUUUGUGCUGCCCUGCUUGUAUUGUGAAUUUGUGAUGUUGGCAUGAAUAUGAAGAACCAUACAGAUAGACUGCCCCAUCCCA
Messenger RNA from Panicum virgatum (switchgrass), 1879 nucleotides. Its product is annotated as skin secretory protein xP2-like. Lineage: Eukaryota; Viridiplantae; Streptophyta; Magnoliopsida; Poales; Poaceae. Gene Ontology annotation, cellular component: nucleus. The coding region runs from base 172 to 1539 and encodes 455 amino acids. The record is from RefSeq and is a predicted model, not a curated record. The transcript has 3 exons.